CUCCUCGACUCGCGAGCGAUUCGUAGUGACAGUGUACUCGCUGGAUGCUGAGGCUAGAGCGGUGUGUAGGUACAUCGUAUGUUCUCCUAGUUCAGCCAGUUUCCAUGUUUACCUGCCAGUCUUUGUUCAGGUGAAAGGAGACUACAGGAGUCUAAUUGAUAAAAGCCACAUUUCAUGGACCCAGAACAUAAGCACCGUCUACAGAUAGCAUGGGCUCAGCUUUUGGAAACUGUGGGCAACGUGAUUGGAGUUGUUGAUGGCCUGUUCGCUAAAAAAGUAAUCACUCGGGCCAUGAAAGAACGAAUUAUGCAGGGGCACACAGUAGAUUCAGACAAACUACGUGCCUUGAUGGAUUUGUUGCCCAAACGUGGGCCUGAGGCUUUUGAUGCAUUCUAUGAUGUCCUCAUCGAGCAAGGAGAAUUUGAGGCAGCAGACGUUCUCAAACCAGAAUUAAGGGACAAGCACAAAGCCUUGAGUCCACCACAUCCUGCGGUGGGCAUCCAGGAGACUGCUGUGUCCCUUAUCAUAGAUGAUGAUUUGCCUGAAAAGUGGCCAGAUCCAUCUGUUCAUGAUCCUGUUCGCACGAAAGUAGUUCCAGUUACUGAAGAGGGAAUGCGUCAGAACUUUGCAAAUGCACUUGCUGGCAGCAAAUCUAUAUUCCCUUUGUGGCGGAAAACGCGGGGCAUCUUCCUGCUGAUUGACAACAACAAUUUCAAGGAUGCUAGGACUGCUGGUUUGGAUCUGGGAGACAGAGAUGGGACAAAUUUUGACAGGCUUGCACUUGACAUGUUGUUUCGGCAGCUAGAUUUUGAUGUAAUAGUGGAGAAGGACUGCAAGGCCCAGGAAAUUGCAGAUGCAGUUCAAAGAGAAGCAGGAAAAAGCCACCUGAAUUUUGACUGUUUUGUGUGUGCCAUUCUGACACAUGGAGAGCGAGAUAUUAUAUAUGGGGUGGAUGGCAAUAAACUACUCCUUGAUGAAAUAAUUGCAUUUGUGGAUGGAGAAAAAUGCCCCACACUUAUUGAUAAACCCAAAAUCUUCUUUAUCCAAGCCUGUCAAGGAAAGAAAAAAGACAAAGGAGCUGGUAUGGUGGAGCAAUCAAGUGCAGCAGGAGACAAGCCUGCUGAUGACAGUAUCAGUAACAUUAUCAGUCGUGUGAUAAAUUUGAGGAUGCAGACUGAACAACAUGAUGCUGAAUUAGAAAAAAGGACUGGUACCAAAAGUGACAUUUUCUUGGCCAUGGCAACGGUACCAGAUUUUGUGUCCUGGCGCAACACUAAUCAUGGGACAUGGUUCAUUCAAGCUGUUGUUUUCAUCUUCUCCACACUUUGUCACAAAUAUGACCUGUUGAGUCUAAUGACUAAGGUGAACAAUCUGGUUAGUAGAGCAGAGACAAAGGAAGAAAGAUAUAAGCAGGUAUCAGAAUUCAAAUCAAGCCUCACUAAAACAUUCUACUUCUUCCCUGGUUUGACAAAGGAAGUUUCUUCCCAGCUUAUGACAAGUAGUAGUGAUGGAAGGCAGACAGCACACGUUCAUCCACAACAACCUCAACAGCCAGAGGAUACCUCAAGCAGUGUAAUGUACGGAUGAUUUAGUUCAAAGGUCAUGAGUGUUGUGCCAUUUUAAGAAUAAAACUUUGCCCCAGGAAAGAAAACUAAGUUUUUUCUUGUAUUCCACAUGAGUGCCACAGCAAAGCAGCUCCCUCUUCUGGAGAAAAGGACACUGGAAAGAUAUUUGUACCACCUAUCUGUAGACUACCAUAUCUGGUGUGGAUCUUUGCUCAGUCCUAUCAGAAUGCUUGUUGAUUGACAUCCAAAUUAUGUUUCAUUAUAUUUUACUCUUGUAUCAGUGCACAAUGUGUGGAAAACACAAUAACCAAAAUAUGCAAUCGAUUUUACAAAAUGUCAAAUACAAAACCAAAAUAUCAAAUGCCUAUUGUGUCUAGCAAUGGAAGAUGGUGAACGGCAUUCUAUUUGCCAGAAGUACAAAUCGUAUGCUUUAUUCAUUCUGCUUAAUGAGUUUAGUAAAUGGAAAGGUUAUUGUUGUAAAUAUUCUUUAAUAAUCCUUGUUUGUUUAUACGUGACAGAUAACAGAAAUUAAAAAAAAAUUAGAUUUUUAUUUAAAGCUUUUUUAAAAUAAUAAGCUGAUAAUAGACUGUGUUAAUGUUACUAAAGAGAAUAAAAACUGGCAUGUGGAAUGUUUGACAAUUAAAAGUGACAAUUAACAGUG
Molecule: messenger RNA, 2226 nt
Organism: Pomacea canaliculata
Lineage: Eukaryota; Metazoa; Mollusca; Gastropoda; Architaenioglossa; Ampullariidae
Product: caspase-2-like
Exons: 9
Coding region: 175-1587 (470 amino acids)
Biological process (GO): proteolysis; regulation of apoptotic process
Molecular function (GO): cysteine-type endopeptidase activity
Source: RefSeq, a predicted model, not a curated record